Linum tenue is the source of this 1858-nucleotide messenger RNA. The record is from the annotation of a GenBank genome assembly. Lineage: Eukaryota; Viridiplantae; Streptophyta; Magnoliopsida; Malpighiales; Linaceae.
CCCCCACUCAAUAAUUUUAAGCUUAUGCACUACACCACAAGCAGGCUGCACUCACUAGUCACUACUACUGCCUGCUUAGAGAUCAGCUAUAGCCAGCCAUUCUUCUUUUGUUCUCUUCCCUAACUCCAACUCACCCAAGAAUCUCCCUUCCCCCCUCUCUCUCUCCUUCACCACUACUCUCUCCAAGCACCACAUUUUGUUUUCUUUUCCUUCUCUUCCACUUGCUUGCUGGUGUGGUGGUAUCAAGUAUACUAUAUAUAGUUUCAGUAUUCAUACAUCAAUGGUGGAAACAAGAAUCAUGUCUUCUCUCAUUACCAUCAUCAAGCUGCUGCUGUUUCUCGUCUGUCUGCAGCCAAGCUUCAGCUCUAGCAAUGGUGGUGUUUUCGUGGGGAAGAGAGUUCCUCUCCUUAAUCUGUUGGAAGAGCACAACCAGUGGAAGCAGCUGCUACUGAACAGCAGCUUCCAUGAUUCUGCUUCUUCUUCUUCUUCUUCUUCUUCUUCUUCUUCUUCUUCUUCUUCUUCUUCUUCUUCUUCAAGCUCAUGCCUUCCCCAGAAAUCAAGACAGGAAAAGGGAGCAACCAUCCUGGAAAUGAAGCACAGAGAUUCCUGCUCAUCAUCAGGAAAGCCGCACACAAUCCAAGACUUGAGCAAGAAGCUAAAAAGAACCCUAAUACUAGACAAUGUCAGAGUCCAAUCAAUUCAGUCUCGGAUUAAAAACACCACCUCUCUUGUGAAACAAGACACUGCGAUGCCAACAACAACAACUCAAAUCCCAUUGGCUUCAGGAAUAAAGCUGCAAACCCUCAACUACAUAGUCACAGUACAACUCGGAGGGAAGCAGCUUACAGUGAUAAUGGACACUGGAAGUGACUUGACAUGGGUUCAAUGCCAGCCAUGCAGAUUCUGUUACAACCAGAAGGACCCUCUAUUCAACCCUUCCAUCUCUCCUUCUUUCCGCAGAAUCCCCUGCAAUUCAUCAGCUUGCGACUCCCUUCAGUUUGCAACUGGCAACUCGGGCGCAUGUGGCAGAAACCAGCAAACCUGCAACUAUUACGUUAGCUAUGGGGAUGGCUCCUACACGGGAGGCGAUCUAGCCACUGAACAGCUGAAAUUAGGAGGUCAAACUGAACCAGUCAGUAAUUUCGUGUUUGGUUGUGGAAGGAACAAUAAGGGCUUGUUUGGAGGAGCUUCAGGAUUAAUGGGGAUGGGAAGGAGCCAGCUUUCGUUGGUCUCUCAAUCUGAAUCCAUUUACAGUGGUGUUUUCUCCUACUGCUUGCCAACAACAGCACCUGAUGCUACUGGCUCAUUAGCAUUUGGUCCCAAUACUUCAGUUUACAGCAACUUCACCCCAAUUUCUUAUACCAGAAUGGUCAAUAAUCCCCAGCUCCCAACUUUCUACUUCCUCAACCUUACUGGGUUGUCCAUAGGCGGAAAGGAUCUCCAGGGUUCCGGAUUCGGAUCUGGGAUUCUGAUUGAUUCUGGAACAGUCAUAACAAGGCUUCCUCCUUCAGUUUACAGUGCUGUGAAGGCAGAGUUUCUGAGGCAAUUCUCUGGUGUUCCAACUGCUCCUGGCUUUUCGAUCCUGGACACUUGCUUCAACCUGACAGGGUAUCAGGAGAUUGAUGUCCCUACCAUUAGCAUGAACUUUGAAGGGAAUGUGAAGCUGGAGGUUGACUUAACAGGGGUUUUCUACUUUGUCAAGGCGGAUGCAUCUCAGGUGUGCCUUGCGAUGGCAAGUCUUGCCUAUGAAUAUGAGAUUGGGAUAGUGGGGAACUAUCAGCAGAGAAACCAGAGGGUUGUUUAUGAUACAAAAGAGUCAAUGGUGGGAUUUGCAGCAGAAGCUUGCAGUUUCAGCUGA